This is a messenger RNA of Fonsecaea nubica, 1251 nucleotides long. RefSeq lists its product as hypothetical. The record is from RefSeq and is a predicted model, not a curated record. Gene Ontology annotation, cellular component: cytoplasm. NCBI's taxonomy places the organism in Eukaryota, Fungi, Ascomycota, Eurotiomycetes, Chaetothyriales, Herpotrichiellaceae. The transcript is spliced from 4 exons. Gene Ontology annotation, molecular function: GTP binding; ATP hydrolysis activity. Bases 1 to 1251 code for a protein of 416 amino acids.
AUGCCCCGAGAUCCACUCAUUGGGCUUGUUGGAAAACCAUCCUCCGGCAAGUCAACAACUUUGAACAGCUUGACAGACGCCAGUUCGAAAGUCGGCAACUUCCCUUUCACCACGAUCGACCCUCAGAGAGCCGUUGGAUACCUCCAAGUCGACUGUGCUUGCAAGCGACAUGGCCUUGCCGAGAGAUGCCGACCGAAUUAUGGUUCCUGCGUGGAUGGCAAGAGAUCAGUACCUAUAGAACUCCUUGACGUUGCCGGGCUGGUUCCCGGUGCACAUGAAGGCAGAGGACUUGGCAACAAGUUUCUUGACGACUUGCGCCAUGCGGAUGCUCUUAUACAUGUGGUCGAUGUCAGCGGAACAACGGACGCCGACGGCAAAGCCACGCGUGGCUACGAUCCGAGCGUGGACAUUGAAUGGCUGCGUGGUGAGAUCGUUCGCUGGAUCCAAGGGAAUUUAAUGGAGAAAUGGGGAAGUAUCAAACGGCGGCAUCUCGCUGUGAAAGCGUCGCCAGUGGAAACCCUCCAAGCACAAUUUUCAGGCUACGGUAGCACCAGCGCAGUUGUCGCUCGGUGUCUGGACAAGCUGCAGUUGAAACAACCCCUAGAGGCAUGGAGCGAUGAGACUAUCCUCAAAGUCGUCAACGCAUUCACGGACGAGAAGUUUCCAACGGUUCUUGCCUUGAACAAGAUCGAUCAUCCUGACGCAGAUCGCAACAUUGCCAAAAUCGCAAAGCAACAACCGGCAGACCGGAUUGUUCUGUGUAGCGCUAUCUCAGAGGUGUUCCUGCGUCGGCUGGCGAAGCAAGGCUAUAUCAAGUACAAAGAAGGAGCAGAAUACCUCGACACGAGGGAAGAUCUGAUCGAGCAGGGGGAUCCGACAGGCGGAGGACUCAAAGAGAUGGACGACAAGUUGAAGCAACGGAUAGAGAAUCUCAAGGAUAUGGUGCUCUAUCGCUUCGGGAGCACCGGCGUCGUGCAGGUUUUGACUCGUGCAGCAGCAAUGCUAGGCCUUGUGCCAGUAUUCCCCGUCAAGAACAUUCACACAUACGGGUCUGGAGCAGCGGGGUCUACUGCUGUGUUUAGAGACUGCGUGCUGGUGAAAAAAGGCAGCACAGUUGCGGAUGUGGCAAGAAAAGUCAUGGGGGAUGCUCCAAUUGCAUUUGUCGAAGGCGAUGGAGGCAGGAGAAUUGCUGAAGAUUCGACAGUCGAGGUUGGGAAGAAUGAUGUCCUGUCAUUUCAUGUCGGGCGAUGA